Molecule: messenger RNA, 192 nt
Organism: Colletotrichum orchidophilum
Lineage: Eukaryota; Fungi; Ascomycota; Sordariomycetes; Glomerellales; Glomerellaceae
Exons: 1
Coding region: 1-192 (63 amino acids)
Source: RefSeq, a predicted model, not a curated record
AUGCUUUUCAACAGAAUCAUCUUCCCAAUCGUGGUCGUAAUGGCCUCUGUUCUUGCAGCUCCAGUCCAGCCCAAGGCAGGUCUCGAUCGCAGAUUCAUAUACGCGAGCCCGGCCAUCGCCACGUUCGGCGACGAGGGCCCAGUCGAAGAAGCCUCCACAGAAGCCUCGAUUGACUGCGUUGAAUGCUUCUAA